AUGCCCACUCAAUCUACAUUAUCCUCGGAUGACAAGUCUAAAGUGAAGAGCGCCGUCCCUAAUUCCUCGAAUAAGAUCCAGACUGCCGCACUUGCUCGGAUUUACUAUGCACAUCCUGAUCCGAAUAGGUGGUCGUACGCGGGAUUACAGGGCGCCAUCGUGUUCCUGAAGGAUAACUCAAAGGGUGGUCGAUGGUACUUGCGAAUGGUCGACUUGGUGGGCACCCGAGGCGUGAUCUGGGAACAUGAACUCUGGGAGAGGUUCGAGUAUUUCCAGGACCGGCCAUACUUCCAUUCAUUCCCUGGAGAUGAUUGUAUGAUUGGUAUCGUCUUCGCAGACGAGAGCGAAGCUAAAACCGUCUUCAAGAAAGUCACAAACCGCAAAGAGACCAAAGCGAAGAAGUCAUCCCCGUCGGGCUCAACUCCCUCCACCCCUACACGGUCGAAUACUACCAAAUCCAAGAAAGGCGGCCGAAUCGACAAAUCCCUUAUCAGCGGACCUACCUCUGGUUCCUUCAUUCACGUCGCCCACAUGGGCUACGACGCAGACAAGGGAUUCACCUCCAGCGGCGUUGAUCCUUCAUGGACCGCUCUCCUUGGUGACCUACAGUCACACGGCGUUGAUCAGGAGAUCAUCAAUGAGAAUAUGGGAUUUAUCAAGGACUUCAUCCGCGAUGCGCAGAAGAGCGGUGCUCCCGCUUCUAAUGGCAACAGCGGAGGAGCGAAGAAGAAACCACCUCCACCUCCUGCGCCGAGAAGAAACCAAGGGGGAGGACAUGCCAAUCAAGACUCCGUAUCCUCCAUUCCACCACCUCCAUCCCCUGCACCACCUCCCCCUCCACCUGGCAGGCCACCCCCUCCACCCGGCCGUUCAGCUCCUCCUCCCGCCCCCGCUCGGAGCUCUCCAGCGCCGCCUCCAGCACCACCUGCUGCCCCAUCGCGUGGCGGACCUCCUCCGCCACCACCGCCUCCUGCUCGCUCGGCGGCAGCUCCACCUCCCCCGCCCCCACCUCCAACUCGUUCUGGAGGAGCUGCUCCUCCUCCUCCACCACCGCCGCCCCCUCCACCACCACCUCCGGGCGGCUCUGGUGCGCCACCCCCACCGCCCCCACCUCCACCACCCCCUCCACCAGGCGGUUCGGGCGCACCUCCACCUCCCCCUCCACCACCGCCUCCUUCCGGAGGUGCGCCAGCCGUCUCCGGCCUGCCUCCGCCUCAACCAGGUCGCGGAGAUCUACUCGCUUCUAUUCAAGGCAAAGGUAUACAUUCGCUACGGAAGGCGGAUUCGACGUCGGCUGGGGGAAGUGGGGCGCCUUCGAGGGCUACACCGCCGCCGAGGACGGAUUCGGCAGCGGGUGGGAGCAGCGAGGGGACUAGCGGAGCAGCGGGAGGCGGAGAUUUGACGUCCGCGUUGGCGGCGGCUUUGAUGCAGAGGAACAAGAAGUUGGGCGAUAGUGACGACGAGGAGGAAGAUGAGGAGGACUGGGAUUAG
This is a messenger RNA of Stereum hirsutum FP-91666 SS1, 1491 nucleotides long. RefSeq lists its product as uncharacterized. Bases 1 to 1491 code for a protein of 496 amino acids. The record is from RefSeq and is a predicted model, not a curated record. NCBI's taxonomy places the organism in Eukaryota, Fungi, Basidiomycota, Agaricomycetes, Russulales, Stereaceae. Gene Ontology annotation, molecular function: actin binding. The transcript has 4 exons.